AUAACGCUCAGGAGAGAAAACGCCUGGAACUUUACUGUUUGGGCUGUCAAUGUGUGCUACCUUAGCUCAGACACGGGAUACUAUCUCCACUACCAGGGUCUGCCUCAGAUAUCUCCACUACCAGGGUCUGCCUCAGAUAUCUCCACUACCAGGGUCUGCCUCAGAUAUCUCCACUACCAGGGUCUGCCUCAGAUAUCUCACAUUUUAUCUAUUUGUUUAGCUUUUUGUUUGGGAAAGAAGAGUUCAGUGCUUGGGGUUUAACGCUCUCUACUUGGUUCUCAAGAAGUGGACACCAUUUGAACCCUCUAAAUCGGUCUGGGCUUGGCUGUUUCUCAGUAAGGGUGUUCUGUUCUGUACUGUGCCUCAGAGGCUAAACAGUCAUGUACAAAAGCAGUUACUCCCAGGCCAAGUUUGGCUUGGAGGCCAGGAGGAAGAUCCAGAAGCCCAGGGGGAAGAGCUGUGGCUACUACACGAGGGUUGUCUUCUUCUUCUCCUCUCUGAUCCAGUCGCUCAUCAUCGUCAGCCUGGUGCUCUUCCUGGUCUAUGGGAGCUCCCCAGACGCGGCGGCCGAGAGCCGGGUCCAGGACCUGGAGAAGAGCUUCAGCCGCCUCUCCAUUGACAACAUCAACCUCCGGCAGCAGGGAAAGAACCUGACGAAGCUCCUGAACGCCACCCUGACUGACAAGAUGCGCAACGACAGGUAUAUGAUGAAUCUGCGUCAAGUGGCAAACGGGUCUGGCAUGUUCAUCGCCAAUCUCAAAGGACUAGUGACUCAGUGUGAAAACGAUAAGGGAAGAUGUCAGAUUCAACUUAGAAUGAACCAAUGCUUCAGGGCCAUGCCACCAAAUGAAAACCAGGUCCAGCAGCUGGAACAAUUGCUAAAGCUAGUGAGCUCCAACUUCAGUCAGACGGUGCAGUUCAUGAGGAUGGAGAUGGAGAACACAGCCAUGGACCGGGACACCCUGACCCUGGAGGCCAUCUCCCUCCAGAGGGACAAGACCUUCCUGCAGAGACAACUGGAGGGCUACAGGAAGAAGUGCAAGGAGGACUUUGUCCAAUCUCUGGCCGGCAUCUCCGACGUCUCUAAAGCCUUCCUGUUGAAGAUCGACAACCUUCUGCCCAAUGUCAGCCCCUUCCUGCUCACCUGCGAGAAGCAGCUCCACCACCUGGACCAGAUCCGCAACAACUGCACCGGUCUGUCCCGCGAGGUGGAGAACAAGUUCCAGCAAUACCUGAACAAGGUGGGCUUUCAGAUGUCGGAGAUUGAGGGCUGCAGUGCCAGGCUGCAGGCGGAUAAAGACCAGCUGAAGGAGGUCUACGACUGGUGCAGCUACAACCGCAGUGCCAUGGCCCUGGAGCACCGCGAGAAGCUUCAGAAGACCCAGGAGAAAUACGACCAAGAGACGGAGAGGCUGCUGAUGGACAGCAGAAGGCUGCAGGGGGACAAGGAGCUACAGGAGACAGGGAUGAAGGUGAAGGAGGGUGAGAUCAGCAUUCUCAAGGACAAGAUCAAUAACCUCAACACCUCACUGGUCAACUGUGGCUCCAGGACUGGAAUGGGUAACCCAGGGAUGUUCAGACCAAAUCAGACUGGACCCUGGGGUAGCAGGCAUGGGAUGGGUGACCCUGGCUCAACUGGGAAUGGAUUUGGUGGGGCAGGGGCAAGCUCAAGAGGGUUUGAGUCCACUGGCAUGGGUUCAAAUCCAUUCGGCAGUGCAGGGGCAGGUGGGACAGGGACAGGUAACGAGCCAGGCUCAACUAACCCAUUUCGGUCAACCGAAAUGGGUUUGUGGGCUACAGGUGGGUGGGGUUCCACAGGAAUGGGUAACACAGGGAUGGGUGGGGAAGGGUUGAGUGUAACAGGGCAAGGUAAAAGGGGGUCAACUGCUGGAACAGAAUUGGGUGCUGGAACUGGUGGGUGGGGUGCUUCUGCAACAGAAAACGGCAACACAGGAUUGGGUAGGUCCGGGUCAAGUGCUUCGUCAUCAUCAGGCGCCACAAGGAUGAACGGUUCAGGAAUGGACAGCUCGAACGGUUACAGUUCAGCACAUAUCAAUCAACACUUACGAGAGCUGCAGCAGUAUUCUAAAUCCGACUCCGGCUCAGAAGUAUCGGGGUAAUCCAUGAAAUUUCACAGAGGAAAAUGGAGGAAAACCUAUAAAACCCAGUCUCCUCAUAUUGAGUUCUGGUUUGUCAAUGUACAGUACCAGUCAAAGUUUAGACACAGCUACUCAUUCAAGGGGUUUUCUUUAUUAUUUACUAUUUUCUAUGUUGUAGAAUAAUAGUGAAGACAUCAAACUAUGAAAUAACACAUCAUGUAGUAACCAAUUUUUUUUAACAAAUCAAAAUAUAUUUUAGAUUCUUCAAAGUAGCCACCCUUUGCCUUGAUGACAGCUUUGCACACUCUUGGCAUUCUCUCAACCAGCUUCAUGAGGUAGUCCCCUGGAAUUCCUUAAUUUGUGGAAUUUCUUUCCUUCUUCAUGCGUUUGAGGCAGUCAGUUGUGUUGUGACAAGGGAGGGGUGGUAUACGGAAGAUAACCCUAUUUGGUAAAAGACCAAGUCCAUAUUAUGGCAAGAACAGCUCAAAUAAGCAAAGAGAAAUUACAGUCCAUCAUUACUUUAAGACAUGAAGGUCAGUCAAUGUGGAAAAUUUCAAGAACUUCGUUAGAGUUACCAGCCUCAGAUAUUGCAGGCCAAAUAAAUUGACGUAACAGACACAUCUCAACAUCAACUGUUCAGAGGAGACUGCGUAAUCAGGCCUUCCUGGUCAAAUUGCUGCAAAGAAACCACUUCUAAAGGACACCAGUAAGAAGAAGAGACUUGAUUUGGCCAAGAAACACGAGCAAUGGACAUUAGACCGUUGGAAAUUUGUUCUUUGAUCUGAUGAGUCCAAAUUUGCUUUGUGAGACGCAGAGUAGGUGAACGGAUGAUCUCUGCAUGUGUGGUUUCCGCCAUGAAGCAUGGAGGAGGAGGUGUGAUGGUGUGGGGGUGCUUUGCUGGUGACACUGUCGUGAUUUAUUUACAAUUCAAGGCACACUUGACCAGCAUGGCUACUAUAGCAUUCUGCAGCGAUACGCCAUCCCAUCUGGUUUGCACUUAGUGGGACUAUUUGUUUUUCAACAGGACAAUGACCCAACACACCCAUAGGCUGUGUAAGGCUGUGACCUGGCCUCCACAAUCACCCGACCUCAACACAAUUGAGAUGGUUUGAGAUGUUGGAAUGCAGAGUGAAGGAAAAGCAGCCAACAAGUACUCAGCAAAUAUGGGAACUCCUUCAAGAUUGUCGGAAAAGCAUUCCAAGUGAAGCUGGUUGAGAGAAUGCCAAGAGUGUGCAAAGCUGUCAUCAAGGUAAAGGGUUUGAAGAAUUUCAAAUAUAAAAUAUAUUUUGAUUUGUUUAAUACUUUUUUGGUUACCACAUGAUUCCAUAUGUGUUAUUUCAUAGUUUGAUGUCUUCACUAUUAUUCUACAAUGUAGAAAAUAGUAAAAAAUAAAGAAAAUACCUUGAAUGAGUAGAUGUGUCCAAACUUUUGACUGGUACUCUUGGCAUUCUCUCAACCAGCUUCAAUUUCUACCGACAGCAGUUGCACUGUAAUAUAUCAUAAAAUAAUAUCUGCUGCUUCAUGUAUUCCAUUUUUUUGAAUGUCCUUGAUAACCAGCCACAAAUGUAUGUUAUUGGAAUAUGUUUAUUUAGUCAGGAGAAAGGCAUAAAAGUAGUAAAUAAGCUGUUUUCAAUGUACUGUAUAUACUUUUAUUAAAAACUAAGGAGUACUUCUUGCAAACCUGGUUCUAUGAAUUAAGUG
Salvelinus fontinalis (brook trout) is the source of this 3800-nucleotide messenger RNA. Its product is annotated as keratin, type I cytoskeletal 9-like. Gene Ontology annotation, cellular component: caveola. Lineage: Eukaryota; Metazoa; Chordata; Actinopteri; Salmoniformes; Salmonidae. The record is from RefSeq and is a predicted model, not a curated record. The transcript has 6 exons. Gene Ontology annotation, biological process: positive regulation of cellular extravasation; regulation of vascular permeability. Bases 381 to 2120 code for a protein of 579 amino acids.